UAACAACCCUGAGUAAUAUGUCUUUACUGUCGUACUCGCGUAAAGUCAUCGUUGGAGAUUUUUGUAGAAAUGGACAAAUUGUUUUUAAAUUAAAACUGCUAAAAAAUCACGAAUAUAAAUAAGUCUAAAUUGUGUAAAGAAGUUGUCAGAGGAUCAAUAAAUAAAAAAGAUAAAUGGGUGAAAAAUACCCGAAAUUGAAUAAAAUGUGCGAAUAGGAAGCGAAAAGCGAAUUUCCAAGAGAAUAAAAUAAGGUUAAAAAAGGCGGAGAGUCAGUGUGAAAACAUAGAACAUAAAGGAGAAGAAAAAGUUUUACACAAAAAAGGAAAUUGGUGUAUUAAAGAAAAAAUAGUAAUAAUUCCGAUUUUUGUAGUCAGGGAAAGUUGCGCGUGUGUUUUUUUUAAGUUUUCGUUCGAAAAAAGAGGAACUUUGGGCAAAUACUGCAGUUUUGGUCACAGCAUCGCGUGCCUAGAAAAAGUGCAAAAAUCCACAAAGGGGCACGGCCCCAAAAUCACGGCCGUUUCUUAAUUUGUCAAUUUGAGGAUUGACAACUUAAAAUAAGAAAACAAAAAAGAUAUUCUGUCGCUUAUUGAUUCAUGAGAAUACAACUGUUUUGAGGAAUAUAUAUUAGCCAAAUAGCUAUCAAAUUAAGCAAUUGACUUCGAAAAGUUAUAGUGAAUUAUAGUUAAAUAAAAUUUGUUCAUUAUGGACGAAGACGACAACAUAUCUAGUGGUGGCGACAUAAACAAUGAAAUUUCAAUUGGUCGAGUUGGUGGUGGUAAUGCAGGAAGCAAUGAUAUUUCAAACGUUGAUAAUGAAAUAACAGAAGAUGACGAAUUUGAUGAUGUUGAUAUUUCGAUGGUAGUUAAUUUACCAUCUGGUGUCUCCGUUAGCACAUCAGGAAACUCAGAACCUAGGUCACAGUCUACAUAUGUAGCCGUUGCCACUGCUCCUAUUUCGGUGCGAGCUGGGCUCGAUUUUCCGGAUUGGGAAUCGGUAGGCACAACCGAAACGGAUGAAGACCUGCUAACAGAUGCUUCAUCUAUUGCUUCGAGCUCGGCGAUGGCCGCAGGAAUAGUGCCCGGCAGUACAGGUGGAGCUAAACCGAGUUUUUUCUUUGGGACAUCAACAUCAUUUAGCUUAAGAAGUCGCAAAGAGGUAGCAGCACUAAUUAAUGCCGAGUGUUGUCGAAGUGAGAAAACACCGGAAUUGGACGCAAUUGUGGACAAACUUUUUAACCCGGGAACUCCUAUAGACAAUGCUGAUAAUAUUGAGUGGAUUCGUUGGUUAAUUGCAGGAGGUCGCACACCUCAAGAAUUCGUAAGAAUUGUACGAAGCUAUGAUAAUCACGCAAAAUGCGGUCUUGUGUGGGUACCACAUGUAGUGGCGUACCGAUGUCGAACAUGCGGAAUUUCACCUUGUAUGUCAAUUUGCCGAGACUGCUUCAAGAAAGGAGAUCACACCAAUCAUGACUUCAACAUGUUCCUAUCACAAGCAGGCGGCGCAUGCGAUUGUGGUGAUACUUCUGUAAUGAAAGCUGAGGGCUUUUGCAGCGAUCAUGGAAUCAACAAUCGAACCAAUAAAGAGCCUGUGCCGCCUAACUUACUCGCCGUAGCAGUAGCAAUAAUGCCAAAAUUGCUUUUCCGAUUACUACAGCACUUUAGAGAGAAUAGUGAUGCAACUUCUCAAACUUACAAUCUGGCGGCCUACUCAUGUGAAGAAUUUACCAAUAUGUUGAUCGAUUUGAACAAUAUGGGUGAAAUAAUGCGUAAAGUGAUGACUAGAGCGCUUAUUAAUCCUGAUGUGUAUAAAUUUUUUACCGAAUCUCCUUGCUUGGAU
Bactrocera neohumeralis is the source of this 1836-nucleotide messenger RNA. Its product is annotated as E3 ubiquitin-protein ligase Ubr3-like. The transcript has 3 exons. The record is from RefSeq and is a predicted model, not a curated record. Lineage: Eukaryota; Metazoa; Arthropoda; Insecta; Diptera; Tephritidae. Gene Ontology annotation, molecular function: ubiquitin protein ligase activity; zinc ion binding. The annotation marks the transcript as partial. Gene Ontology annotation, biological process: ubiquitin-dependent protein catabolic process via the N-end rule pathway; protein ubiquitination. Gene Ontology annotation, cellular component: cytoplasm; ubiquitin ligase complex.